Messenger RNA from Halichondria panicea, 1842 nucleotides. RefSeq lists its product as uncharacterized. The record is from RefSeq and is a predicted model, not a curated record. Bases 164 to 1480 code for a protein of 438 amino acids. Gene Ontology annotation, molecular function: metalloendopeptidase activity. The transcript has 5 exons. NCBI's taxonomy places the organism in Eukaryota, Metazoa, Porifera, Demospongiae, Suberitida, Halichondriidae.
AUCCAAUGAAUUUGCUUGUCACUAUAAAGUGAAAGCGAUGGCCGGAUUCAAGCGUCUAUGAUUCGAUUCAAGCAAGCGAUUGUGAAGGCUGUGUUUCUGCAUCUCUAUCAAAGGCACUUCAAGAAAGCGAACUGGUGCUACUCAUAUACUCUUGCCUUUACUAAUGGGUAAUAUAACUAGGACAGCAGUUAUUCUGCUGGCUGGAUCUUUUCUGUUUGUUGCGGCCAGUCCUCUAGCAUGUGAUGAAGAUCAGCUCAGUGCUGAAAUCGAAAUAGACGCUAACAGUCUUCAAGUCACAUUAACAAUUACAAAUACUGACAAACAACAAGGAGCUUGUGCACUGAAAUGGAAUACAAUGAUGGACAAUCUGUACUGGGCCAGUGCUGUUGAGGUGUGGGAGUUGGAGGGUGAAACACUUCUGCCCUAUUCAAAACCCGUGAUUCCUCUUCGCCAAAAUAUCUUGGAUUCUGAUUAUGAAUACUUUGGAAAGGGUGCAUCCAAACAGUUUACUAGAAACCUGGGUACUUUCUUCUCAUUUGAGGACAACAAUUAUUAUUGGAUUCAAAUCGAAACUAAGAUCCAGGACUGCUACAAAUCAUCAAGUGACUCUUGUUCAUCUCGGGAGGCAAAGCAGCACGAUGAACUGGAAUACAGCAAUACAGACAAAGCAUCAAAAAGUGAGACACUUAUAGCUACAAAAAGACAUACGGCUACUAAACAAACAUUUACAAAAUGGCUGGCGACCCAGUCUCUUCUCUACCAAACUUAUAUAAUUGGAGACCAUACUAUAUUUGCUGCAUUUGGUACCCAUACACCGUCUAAAUUCAAUGACUUAAAGGCUGCUUACGACAAAGCAAAGCAGUACCUUAAGGAAGCUGUUGACUACUUGCAAACUUAUAUAAUUGGAGACCAUACUAUAUUUGCUGCAUUUGGUACCCAUACACCGUCUAAAUUCAAUGACUUAAAGGCUGCUCACGACAAAGCAAAGCAGUACCUUAAGGAAGCUGUUGACUACUUGCAAGACCAGAAAAGAGCAACUCUGCUGUAUGAGAAGUGGUUCGGCGAGUUAAAUCAAGAAAAUUACGAUGAAGUGAAAAAAAAUUUUGUUGACACUAAAAACGGCCUUAAUCAUCCUUACGUGUAUAAUAUUCUCCCUGAGAAGCUAUGUGGGAAAGAUGUAUUGGCAGCCGUGGAUGCCACUCUCAAAGGAAAAAAGCAACAUGUAGUUAAUGUUUGUCCAUUGUUUUUCAAGCCUUCAACGGAAUUGGAUGAACAGAUUAUCACUAUCAUUCAUGAAAUGACGCACGACUCGGCAGCCACUGAAGAUGAAAAGCUGUUAGUGAGGGGUAAGCAAAAAGUAUGCUAUAAUGAACAACUCUGCAAUAAACUGGCUAAAGAUGAUCCAAAAAGAGCAAUUGUCAAUGCAGACAAUUAUGCCCGUUUUGCCAUAGAAGUGAAAAACGCUAGGCAGGAGUUGUAGUAGAGUCUCUGAAUGCAGUAAUUGAGAGAGGUAGAUACGCAUGUAGCCUAGUAUAGAUCUACAUAAUUAUAUAUGAUUAUAUAGAUCUUGAUACAUGGAUAUUUAGAUAUUACUCUUAUUAUAGGUAUGUGUUUUAGAACACUUAGACUUCAUUACUGUGUUAGUGUUUUAGUUACCAUAAUAUAGUUUGUGUUUAGGAAUGUUUAUUGGUAAUUGUAAUUAUCUCUCCUAGAGCAGCGCCUCUUGUUCUGUACAAUAGUUCUUUGUUGUAAAGAGGCCCUGUGCGUCUCUGUGUAUACCAUACCAUGCAUGCAUGUUCAGUUCUGUCAGUUGUUCUCAUUGAUAUCUAAUUGUUGUGUGAA